Hydra vulgaris (swiftwater hydra) is the source of this 1778-nucleotide messenger RNA. Its product is annotated as beta-secretase 1. Gene Ontology annotation, cellular component: plasma membrane; trans-Golgi network; endosome. Gene Ontology annotation, biological process: membrane protein ectodomain proteolysis; amyloid-beta metabolic process. Gene Ontology annotation, molecular function: aspartic-type endopeptidase activity. Lineage: Eukaryota; Metazoa; Cnidaria; Hydrozoa; Anthoathecata; Hydridae. The record is from RefSeq and is a predicted model, not a curated record.
AAAAACAUUUUUUCUGGAGAUAUGACCUUACAAAAAAACUAAAAGUUUAUGGUGUUGAAUUUGUAACACUGUUUGUUGAACUAUAGACUAAAAUCUAGGCAUGAAAGGAAAGUUGUAAUAAAUAAUUUUCAAUCUUUGGUUCACUAAGAAUCCACGUUUUUAAGAUAUAUUACCCUUUCGUUGCAAAAAUAAAAGAUCCCAAAAAUAUAAUUUUUUAGCUACUGACUGAUAUUAAAAUUUGGGCAAGCCUUACAAAAAGUACAACAAAAUCUGAACUAACAACCAUUUUGACCCGAAACUUUGGCAAUGUUCAUGAAACAUGUUUAAUUGCAUACUGACAAAGUUUUAUCAAAAUCUGAGAUAUUCCAGUGAGGACCUCUAGACCACUUGUCAGGAAUGACCCAAUAUUGGUUCAAAGAGAAUUAAAGGAGAAGAAUGAUUUCGGUAGUGGAUAUUUCUAUAACUAGUGGGUCUGGAACAUCCAACAAUGGUAAUACAGCAAGAUGUUUUUACAGGUCUUCAACAUUUACAGACUUGAAUCGAGCAGUAGCAGUCCCUUAUACUCAAGGAAAUUGGGAAGGAAAGUUGGGAAGCGAUCUUAUACGAUUUAUUGACGCACCAAAUGCAACUGUUCGAGUUAAUAUUGCAGCUAUUCAUAGUUCAGAAAAUUUUUUUAUAAAUGGAUCUAAUUGGGAAGGAAUUCUUGGUCUUGGAUAUGCACGUCUGUCUAAACCAGACAGCAGUGUUACACCAUUGUUUGAUCAAUUUGUCAUUUCUGAUGUUGUUGAAGAUACCUUUUCCAUGCAGUUGUGUAGUACUUCAGAACUCGAUCCUUCAUCUGAACCAACUGUUGCUGGAACAAUGGUUUUUGGAGAAAUGGAUGAUGAUUUAUACAAAGGUGAUAUGUUGUAUACCCCAAUUGUGAAAAAAUGGUAUUACGAAGUUGUUAUCACUGACAUGUCUGUCAAUGGUAUAAGUUUAGGAGUACAUUGUAAGAAAUAUAAUUAUGACAAAACAAUAGUUGACAGUGGCACUACUAAUCUCAGAGUCCCUGAAGAAAUAUUUAAUCUUAUAUUGACUCAGUUAAAGAAAUAUGAUAAGCUUGGAGUUCCUGAUGAAUUCUGGAUUGGGCGACAAAUGAUGUGUUGGAAUUAUGAUAAAACACCAUGGGAAGAAUUUCCUCAUAUGUCAAUAUCUUUGUUAUCAUCACUAAGCAGCUCGAAGGAGUUUGUAUUGAAAAUUCCUCCACAGCUGUAUCUUCGUGAAACAAUUGAGAGGGGACCACUUCCUGGGCAGCAUUGCUAUAAGUUUGCAAUAACUAAAGCAGAAAAGGGAACUGUAAUAGGAGCAGUAGUAAUGGAAGGUUUUUAUGUGGUUUUUGACCGGGAAAAUAUUCGUGUAGGUUUUGCCGCAACUACUUGUGGGGCCGAAGGGCGGCUUAAUCCGCGAUCAGAGGUUUCCGGACCAUUUAUUAGAGCUGAUCCAACUGAUUGUGAAUAUAUUGAGUCAGAACUUGCUGACACAGCUCUUUUAACAGUAGCUUAUGUAAUGGCCGGUGUUUGCGGAUUGUGCUUACUUCCGGUUUUUGUAUUGCUUGGUCAAGCUUCUUGCAAAAAAAGUGUUGAGAAAGCUGGUGUCCCAAGAGAUUAUUGAUAUCUUUAUACUCUUCAUAAAUUAAUUGUUCUGUAAUUAUGAGUCUAUAUAAAUAAUUUUUUAAUUAUUAAUAAGCUUUUAUAUAUGUUUAAAACUGUUAAUAAAAAAAUGUUAAUAAAAUUAAC